AGCAAUUUUGGCUCGAGUGAUUGCGGCAUCAGCGCCAGUGGGCGCAACAGGGACGCCGCAGGCGCGCUCAGCAACGCCGGCGCUGCGUCGCCCUCGCGUCGGGGGCGGCUGGGGGCGGCUCCCAUGGCGCGGGGCAUCCGCCAUCCCCCGAACCUUCAGCGUGUGUGCCUCCUGACAGCGGCUCCCUGGAAGAAGUACGUUGUGGGAGCAGUCAUUGUGGCUCUGUACGGCGCUUCGAUCAACCGGUGGGCCAAGACUCAGGGGGAGCCUUACCAGUGGGCGCUGCAGGAGCAGAAGCGCCUGGUGAAGGAGAAAGCGACGAAGGCCAGGGAGGAGGGCGUGACGUCCACCGCGGAGCGCAAGGAGACCGAGCUGGACAUCGACUACGAGUCGUUGCCAUCGGAGUGGCUGCCCGACAUCUGGGCGUGCGCGCUGAUCGCCCUGACCGUCAGUCUGCACAUCUUGUUUCACCUCAUGUGCCACUGGUUCAUCGGGUUCAAGGCUGCGUUCCUCUUUGAGCCCACCAGCACAAUCCGAGCGGGCACGUGGGUACUGCUGAACCCGAAGGCCAAUAAGGGGAAGGCAGAUAUAUGCUUGGUGUCGGAGUCGGAGGUGACGCUGAAAUUUCAUUUCACGUUCCAGUACCAGGCGUAUGAGUGUGUCGAUCCUGGAGAGGAUGACCCUGAACUCACUGGAGACGUAGAUGACUACGGGGUCCGCCUCAUUCAGUGCCCUGUGAAUUUGGGAUGGAAGACGUAUAUGAGUUCCGUGGGCCUCAGGACAGACACGGAGGUGGAGAGAGCGCAGGACAGGUUCGGCACGAACGUAUUCGAGUUGCCCAGGCCGACUUUUAUGCAGCUUUUCCAGAAGCAGUUGAUGGCACCGCUGGCCAUAUUCCAGUUCUUCUGCACUGCGCUCUGGAUGCUUGAUUCUUACUGGAAGCACACCUGCAUGACGCUUGUGUCCGUGGUGGGGUUCGAGGCUUCCACCGCCAUGCAGCGCCUGAAGUCCACGACGACGCUGCGGGGCAUGGGCACGAAGAGCUACUCCGUGUACGUCUACCGCCAGCUGGAGUGGCACGAGAAGCCGAUCGAGGAGCUGCUCCCGGGGGACCUCGUGUCGCUCUCCAUGGCCAAGGCGGAGGCCAGCGAGGAGGCCAACCGGGCGGCGGGGCAGCAGGGCAGCAAUACGAAGCCGGACGGCAAGAGCCUCACGGUGCCGUGCGAUUGCCUCCUGCUUUCGGGCAGCGCCAUCGUCAACGAGGCAACCCUCACCGGCGAGUCCGUCCCGCAGAUGAAGGACGCGAUCCCGGCCGACGCCGGCGACAACGAUCGGGUCGAUGCGUUCGGGAAGCAUAGGAUCCACGCCCUCUUCAGCGGCACCUCCCUGAUACAGGUCACACCGACUCAGAAGGCCCUGGAAGGCGGCGCCAAGGAGUGCAAGGAAAACGCGCGGUGGUGCCCGCCCGACAACGGCGUGGUUUGCUACGUUAUGCGCACGGGCUUCAAUUCUUCCCAGGGCGAGCUGAUGCGGAUGAUCGAGUUCUCCUCCGAGGACGUUGGCGCGGAUACGAUCGAGACGUGCCUGCAGCUGGGGUUCCUGCUGUUCUUCGCUCUCGUAGCCGCUGGCUACGUCCUGAAGAAAGGUCUGGAGGAUCCCACGAAGCCGACGUACAAGACGCUUCUGAGAUGCAUCCUCAUCAUCACCAACGUGGUGCCGCCUUCGCUGCCGAUGCAGAUGGCCUUCGCAGUGCACACGGCGCUGGCUGCAUUGCUGAAGACGGGCAUCUUCUGCACAGAGCCUUUCCGGGUGCCUUUCGCUGGACGUAUCGGCUAUUGCUUCUUCGACAAGACAGGGACUCUCACGUCAGACCAGAUGGUUGCAGUGGGGAUCGUCAGUGCAACCUCUGGCAAGCAGGCCGAGAAGGGCGCCGCGGUCAGAGACCCGAAGCCCUGCAAGGAGGCCUCCACGAUGGCGGCGGUUGUGGUCGCUGGGUGCCACUCGCUCAUUGAGGUGGACGGCAAGCUCCUCGGGGACCCCAUCGAGAUCGCCGCCAUGAACAGCGUGUCUUGGAGUUUCGUCCCGGGCACCGCCACGGCGUCGCCAGGCCCCUGGAGGGCGCGUGAGAUCUUCGUCGAGAAGCAGAAGGAUAUCAUGAAGUCGCUCCGAGACGACGUCGAGGCCGACAAGAAGGAGAAGGAAGAGAUGAAGAAGAAAGUCGAAGAGCUCGAGAAGACUAUCCGACAGGAGAAGCAGGAGGCGAAGAAGCUUCAGGUUGUGAUCCAGCAGCGCUUCCACUUCUCCUCCGAUCUGCAGCGCAUGAGCACCAUAUGUAAGUUGAGCUCGUCCAACUCCACCGUGGCGCCAGGCACAUACUGCCUCACGAAGGGCUCUCCAGAGGCCAUUGGCAGGAUGCUCGUGUCCAAGCCAGACUGGUACGAUGCCACCUACACCAAGAUGGCCGAAAAGGGCCAACGUGUAUUAGCACUGGCGUACAGACACUUGGGGACCGAUGCCAAGACGUCCCGGGACGCGGUAGAGAAAGAGUUGACGCUGGCCGGGUUCAUCUCGUUCAAGUGCGAGACCAGGAAGGAUUCCAUGCUGGUCAUCAAGUCACUGCACGACUCGGCCCACCGCUGCGUGAUGCUGACUGGGGACGCGCCACUGACAGCGCUUAGUGUUGCUGGCGAGGUCGGCAUUGCGCGCCACAGCUCCAAGAAGGCGCUGGUUCUGUCGGAGAAGGACGACGGGGCCUUGGAGUGGGCGCCCGCCAUCACCUCGGGCAGCGAUGCGCUCGCCCCCGUGGCGUUCUCUCCCGCGGGGUUCGAGAGCCUCGCUGAGGAGCACGACCUCGUGAUCACCGGCCGGUCUUUGGAGGUGGCCAUGCAGCGAGACGAUGCCGAAGCCGUGCAGGGCAAGCUGUCAGCAGUGCGCAUCUUCGCGCGCCUGUCCCCCGCGCAGAAAGAACAGGUGAUCCGCGCCGUGAAGGUCAGCGAGAAGACCUUCUCUCUGAUGUGCGGUGACGGCGGCAACGACGUGGGCGCCCUCAAGGAGGCCGACGUGGGCGUCGCGCUGCUCAGCGGCUUCGGGAACGCCAACGUCGACCAGGACGCCAGCUCCGACGACAAGCUGGCCAAGCUGCAGGACCUCAAGGACGCCGAGGAGGAGCUGGAGAAGCAGCGCAAGGAGAAUGGGCAGAAGGCGCAGGCAAUUGCCAAGAAGGCGAACGAGGAGAUGGCGCGCAAGCGCAAGGACCUGAUGUCCAGGCAGCAGCAGUGGGUCGAGGAAGAGCUGGCUGCCCGAAGGGCGCGCGGAGAGGACACCGGCAUAAUGGCCCAGAUGAGUGCCAUGAAGUCUGUGAUGGGCCGCAUCCAGGCCGAGCUGAAGAAGGAGCAGGAGAUGAUGCAGAAGAAGCACGGCAACGCCUUCGCAGCGAGCGCCGCGAAGCAAGCAGAGGGGUUAGACAUGAUGGAGGACACUCCCAUGGUUCAGCUCGGUGAUGCCUCUACGGCCGCGCCCUUCACGACGCGCACGCCGUCGAUCAGCUCCUGUGUGGACAUCAUCCGCCAGGGUCGCUGCACGCUGCUGUCGGCCGUUCAACAGAUGGAGAUCAUGAUGCUGGAAUCGAUGAUCUCAGCAUACACCAUGUCGACCAUGUCUGUGGACGGCACACGCUCCUCUGAGGCCCAAAUGAUGGCCAGCACCAUGCUGCUGAUGGUGGCCACCCUGGCAUUCUCGUUCGCGAGGCCAGUGGACCGGAUGCACCCUGUGAAGCCUCUCGCGUCCGUGUUUCACCCCGCUAUCUUGUUCAGCUUCUUGGGGCAGCUAUCCAUACACCUCAUCACCAUGGUGUACAUGGCAGAGCUCGCCAGAAACGCCAUGGGCGAGGAGGCCGUGCAGGCCGUUAUCGAGUUCGAGAAGGAACGAGACAAGAAGAUAGAGAGCUUGGACGAGGAGGCGAUGUCACAGUGGAACUGGUUCCUGUCUGUACCCUUCAAGACCAAUUUGCUGAACACAUGCUGCUGGCUGAUUCAGACGUCCCAGCAGGUGUCGGUGAUUUUUGUGAACUACAAGGGGAGACCGUGGAUGAAGGGCCUCUUAGAAAACCAAGCACUAUUCAUGUCGCUGUUCCUGAGCAUUGUCAUGGUGGCUGUUUGCGCCUGGGGCACCUUCCCUUGGUUCAACGAACUCCUGAACCUGGAGGUGGUCCCCGAGGAGCUCAGGUGGCAGGUGAUGGCCUCGCUGUUUGCGUCCCUGAUUGGCUCCUUCGUCUGGGACAGGCUGAUGAUGUUCGUAUUCUCCCGCCAGAUCUUCGACGCGACCUUGCAGGAGGCGAUGUCCACGAGGCCUUCGGAUUUCAUCCCGCUCUUGAAGACGGUGGGCUACAUCCUCGGUGGCCUGUUCUUCCUCGGUUCCGGCAACCCGAUCCUGUGGGGCCUCGGCUACAUGAUGUACCGGAACUACAAGAAGGCAAACGAUCCGGCCGCCGCGGGCGGCGCUCCCGCCGCCGCCGGGGCGGCGAGGCCCGCUUGAGCAAGGGGCAGCGACAGGUGCCGCGGUUGCACUGGCCCCCAGUCUCUCCAGAGAGGGGAGGCUUGGCAGGCUUGGAUCUCGUCCACCUCGCGCGCUUUGGCGGCUGAGAGGGGCGAGGGCUGCCGAGGAAGCCACGAUCAGCUCGAGCAGCGACGGGGGGCCCUUCGCAUGAGAGGCGGGCGGGAAGUGUUGAAUAUACAUCUGCCCGCGGCGAGCGGAGGCCUCCGACCGCUCCGAAGCGCAGGCGCCGCUCCGCCCACGGGGGUCGGCCCAGGGGGCGGCGAUGCGCGCACCGAGGGUCUGCAGCGGUGGGCCCGGCCCCGCGGCCGCUGGCCACGGCAACUUCGCCCGUUGAGGAGCACGGGGCUGGCGAGCUGUGCGGGUUCUCCCUCAAAGCCACGCUCAGCUAAAGGGGCCCCUGCAGACCUUCCAGUUUUGAGCCCGGCAUGUGAUAUCAUUCGUGGGGAGCCAAGGCGCCUUGGCGCACGAGGCACGGUACAACACCUGGUUACACACCGCUGUUCGUCCGCUCAGCGCUGGAGCCGCCACGAAUGCAAGUGCUAUAGACCCAGUGCCAAGGUGCCACUGACGGUGCAAUUUUCUGUUGCUGCGAGCGCCUCCCAGCGGCGGCGCGCCGGGCCCCGCCCAUCCGCGGCCUUCGCCUCGGGCUGCCUGGCCCGAGGUCUCCUCACAGCCUCGGGGGGGCGUCUGCCGCCGUGGGCGGCAACGGGCUGCGGGCACGAGCGAGGCGCUCCCGGCGUAGGUCUUGACGCCUGGUGUCCCACUCCUGUCAGGGGCGGCGAUAGGGGGGGAUAGGCAUAGGGGGGGGGGGACCCCCGCCAAUCAUCCUUGCCCACCACCCUGUGUCAACUCAGAGCAACGGCACGCGAACUCCAGGCACUGUCUGCUUGACGCACCGAAGCGAGGCAGGAGAAA
Messenger RNA from Prorocentrum cordatum, 5469 nucleotides. The record is from the annotation of a GenBank genome assembly. Lineage: Eukaryota; Dinophyceae; Prorocentrales; Prorocentraceae.